Molecule: messenger RNA, 3090 nt
Organism: Scedosporium apiospermum
Lineage: Eukaryota; Fungi; Ascomycota; Sordariomycetes; Microascales; Microascaceae
Product: Plasma membrane ATPase 1
Exons: 3
Coding region: 1-3090 (1029 amino acids)
Biological process (GO): proton export across plasma membrane; regulation of intracellular pH
Cellular component (GO): plasma membrane
Molecular function (GO): P-type proton-exporting transporter activity; ATP hydrolysis activity; ATP binding
Source: RefSeq, a predicted model, not a curated record
AUGGGUCGGUUUCUUCACAGACGUUCCAAAAACUCGGCAACAGAUGUCGAGGCUGCUGCCUCUCAUGGGCAACAGUCGAACGACAGCGACCAAACGAAUUUCCCCAAUCUAGGAGAGUACCCUGCCUUAGACCGAUAUAUUAGCAUCUACCGCGAAGACGCCACCCAGCCGAGCGGUGAUGUCGAAGGGGGCAAGCGCAAGAGAAGAUGGUGGGAUUUCUGGAAAGUGUUUCAACACUUAACAGACAAGGUACCAGCUCAAAAAGUCCAAGAUGUGCCUGAUGCGUGGCUCAAAACUGAGAUUGGUACCGGACUCUCGCGGGCUGCGGUUCUGGAAAGGCGGAAGGUUUACGGAUGGAACGAGCUCACGACCGAAAAGGUCAAUCCAUUCUUUAAGUUCAUAACUUAUUUCCAAGGCCCUAUCCUCUAUGUUAUGGAGGUGGCAGCCCUGUUGGCCGCUGGGCUGAGCGACUGGAUAGACUUCGGAGUCAUCUUAGCCAUCUUGUUCCUCAACGCCUUUGUUGGGUUUUACCAGGAGAAGCAGGCCGCAGAUGUGGUGGCCAGCCUCAAAGGCGACAUCGCCUUGCGUUGCAAUGUCGUCCGGGAGGGGGUCGAGCAGAACAUUUUGUCACGAGAGCUUGUGCCAGGUGAUAUCGUGAUAAUCCGAGAGGGGGACACAGUUCCUGGAGAUGCGCGUCUCAUAUGCGAUUACAACCAUCCCGAGGACGAGGCGCUCUUUCGAGAAUUAGCAGCGGACGAGAGAUUGGGAGACGACACCCACGAAAAGCUCCAGGAGAAAGAAGAGAAGGAGGCAGAGAAGGAGGCAGAAAAUGAGGGAGAGGAAUCAUCGGAAAAUGGCGAACAAAGCAGCCCCAUUAGUUCUCGGUCACCGACCUCAAUUGGUCCCCGAUAUCAUGCCCUGGUGGCUGUUGAUCAAUCGGCCAUAACAGGCGAAUCCCUCGCCGUUGAAAAGUACAUGGGCGAAAUUGUGUACUACACCACGGGCUGUAGGCGUGGCAAGGCAUACGGAGUCAUUGUGGCAUCUGCAAGACGGUCAUUUGUCGGCCGGACGGCGGAACUUGUGCAAGGCGCUAGGGACCAGGGCCACUUCAAGGCUGUGAUGGACAGCAUUGGUACUUCGUUGCUGGUGUUGGUAAUGUUUUGGAUCCUGGCCGCUUGGAUUGGGGGUUUCUAUCACAACCUCUCCAUCGCGACACCUGGAUCGCAGAACCUACUGCACUAUGCCCUUAUCCUUCUGAUCAUUGGCGUUCCCGUCGGUCUUCCCGUCGUAACAACAACUACACUCGCUGUUGGUGCAGCGUACCUAGCCAAGCAAAAAGCCAUUGUUCAGAAACUGACUGCCAUCGAGUCUCUAGCGGGCGUGGACAUCCUGUGCUCGGAUAAGACAGGAACACUGACAGCAAAUAAGCUAUCUAUUUCCGAGCCAUUUGUCACGGCAGGCCAGGAUGUGAACUGGAUGAUGGCCGUCGCCGCACUUGCCUCCUCACAUAGUCUCUCCUCUCUCGACCCUAUCGACAAAGCUACAAUCUUGACACUCAAGCGAUAUCCAAAGGCGCGUGAGAUUUUGCGCCAGGGAUGGGAGACCGUGAAGUUCCAUCCUUUUGACCCAGUCUCGAAGAAGAUCACAACAGAAUGUGUACUCGGAGCCGACACAUAUAUAUGCGCAAAGGGCGCCCCCAACGCUAUCCUGAGGCUCAUGACUCCUCCCGAAGAAGACGCCAGGAAAUAUAAGGAGAAGGUCCAAGACUUCGCUCACCGCGGUUUCCGUUCUCUUGGAGUAGCCGUUAAGAAAAAUGACGAAGAUUGGACUCUUCUGGGCCUGCUGUCGAUGUUUGACCCGCCGCGCGAGGAUACCGCACAAACGAUCCUGGAGGCUGGACAGCUUGGGGUGCCAGUAAAGAUGCUGACUGGGGAUGCUAUUGCCAUCGCAAAGGAGACGUGCAAGAUGCUAUCUCUAGGCACUAAAGUUUACAACUCCGAGAGGUUGAUGCGAGGAGGGUUGGCUGGAAGCGUCCAGCGUGAUCUCGUGGAACGGGCCGACGGAUUUGCGGAAGUAUUCCCGGAGCACAAGUACGCUGUUGUGAGCAUGCUUCAAGAGCGAGGACAUCUCACGGCUAUGACUGGAGACGGUGUGAACGAUGCACCAUCUCUCAAAAAGGCAGACUGCGGCAUAGCUGUUGAGGGCGCAUCGGAAGCAGCUCAGGCAGCGGCUGAUAUUGUCUUCCUCGCGCCUGGCUUGAGCACGAUCGUCUUGGCCAUCAAGACAUCACGCCAGAUAUUUCAGCGCAUGAAAGCCUACGUUCAGUACCGAAUUGCACUGUGUAUUCAUCUCGAGCUGUAUCUGACGCUCUCGAUGAUCAUUAUUAACGAGACUGUUGCGGUCGAUCUCGUCGUUUUCCUCGCCCUCUUCGCCGACGUCGCUACCAUUGCUGUAGCUUAUGAUAAUGCGCACUGGGAACCUCGACCUGUUGAAUGGCAACUUCCAAAGGUUUGGGUGGUUAGCGUCGUCCUGGGCUUCCUUCUUGCAGCAGGAACAUGGGUCAUACGGGGGACCAUGUUUCUUUCGCAUGGCGGCGUGGUUCAAAACUUUGGAUCCGUCCAGGAAGUCCUGUUUCUGGAGAUCGCGCUAACGCAGAAUUGGCUAAUAUUUGUCACCCGAGGUGGCAGGACAUGGCCAUCUGUGCGACUGAUUCUCGCGAUUUUGGUCGUCGAUAUUAUCUCCACGCUUUUCUGCUUGUUUGGCUGGUUGUCUGGGACGGCGCAAAGGACCUCGCCGCUCGAUGUCUGGCAUCAGAGAGGGGAUGGAUGGACAGACAUAGUAACUGUGGUGGUCAUCUGGCUCUACUCGUUCGGCGUUAUUAUCUUUAUUGCCGUCAUCUAUCUGAUCCUGAACCGGAUUAGUUGGCUGAAUGAUCUUGGGAGGAAGAGCCGGAGUUAUAGGGACACUAUUGUGGAGAAUAUGCUUGGUCACCUCCAGAAGUUGGCACUUGAGCAUGAGAGGGAUGACCGGCUGGGCAGGGACAGAUACAUACUUGCAGAGAAGUCCGCUGAGGAGGAGGAGGAGCUAUGA